AGAAAUUCAUCGGAAGUGUAGGGAGUUGCGGAAAUCCUAUACCUCCGAACUUAAUUUGAACGUUACCAUGCACGGAAAGGAAGAAGCAGAAUGUGGACUUGUUGCCCAGCUCCUCAGUUCAAGUUCUUCAAAACCCCACUGACAGGCGGUGUUUGCAUAAGAACAUCCGUACUUCGCUAGGGCAACCCAUCCGAAGAAGGCUUCCGGUUCCUGCAAAGGGAAGUGGGCCUUUCACAUCCGGUUCGCGUUUCCUGGAGGGGAGAAAGCAUGGAGGCAAAGAUUGGGUCUCAUUCCGGCAAGAUGUCUCCUCGAAAAAGACAUCGGACGGGAGAGCAUCGGCGUGAAGUAACCGUCUCCGAAGAGGACGUCCACCGAGCUCAGCACUUGGCUCUCCUCGCGGAAAAGCCCGCCUCGGAGCGUGGCCUGGAGGAGCUGGUCUUCGGAGAUGUGGAGGAAGGCGAAGGUUUGCUGCGGCGGUUUCAAGGCUCGUGCGCCCAGGCUAGUGAUGUGGUUAGUAUUAACCUUCCCGAAGAAGAAUCUGGUGAUUCUGAAACGGAGAAUGACACAGAAGACAACUUCCUUCCACUGAAAAAGCCAGCAUGGGUAGAUGAGGAUGAUGAAACUGAAGAAACAAUUGACAUGACACAUCGGUAUCGGAAAAACAUGAUGAAAAGUGAUGCAGAAAAGAAGCUUUCAAAAAGAAAAGUUCAAAGAAGAUUUAAAGAACAGUUUCAAAGUGCUAUGGGAACAACACCUUCUUGGGCACUGAGAGGCAUGAAGAAGAAAACAAGGAAAACCAAGCAUGAAGGUGACAGUGAGGAUGAAGAGGAUGAUGAUCUGUUACGCAAGACAGGCAAUUUUGUGGUCAUGUCCGACUCUUUACCAAGAGGCAUUUUACAGAUGAAAAAUUGCUUGCCUGCCAAUAAUGAACGUAUAUCAGAUGCCAAACUGACAACUGUGCAAUUUCAUCCUACUGCUCAAGUUGUUAUGACAGCUGGGCAUGAUCGAUCUAUAUCACUAUUCCAGGUGGAUGGUAUCACAAAUCCAGAGAUACAGAGCAUUCACUUGGAAGACUUUCCAAUUUACAAGGCACAUUUCAGUGCAGAAGGAGAACAGGUUAUAGCUACUAGCGUACAUAACAAGCUAUUUUAUAUAUAUGACAUGAUGGAAGGAAAAAUUAUUCCUAUAAAUCAUAUCAGAGGAUUAGAGGAGAAGAUUAUCAAAAAAUUCGAAGUAUCUCCAGAUGGAACAUUCCUGUUGCUUAAUGGGACAUCAGGUUAUCUUCAUUUGAUUACAAUGAAGACAAAAGAAUUUGUUGGAAGCAUGAAAAUAAAUGGAAAGGCUGUUGCAUCAUCAUUCUCUCCAGAUGGCAGCAGAAUCUACACACAUUCUGAUGAGGGUGAAGUCUUCAUAUGGGAUGUGAAAAGCAGGCGGUGUCUGAACAGGUUUACUGAUGAAGGUUGUCUGCAUGGUACUUCUAUUGCAGUCUCUAAAAACAGCCAAUUUAUUGCAUGUGGUUCUAGUUCUGGAGUUGUGAAUGUGUAUGCACAUGAUGAUUGUGUAAGAGAAACAAGUCCUAAGCCUCUUAAAGCUAUAAUGAACUUAGUUACACCUGCUACAUCGUUAGCAUUCAGUCCAACAACUGAAAUACUAGCAAUGGCUUCUAAUAAAGUCGAUGAUGCCCUGAAACUGGUCCAUAUUCCUUCAUUUACAGUAUUCUCAAAUUUUCCUGUCUUCAGGAGAAAGUUAUUAUAUUUAGCUUACUGUAUGGAUUUCUCACCAAGAAGUGGAUAUUUUUCCAUAGCAAACAACAAAGGCAAAGCUUUAUUGUAUAGGUUGAAACACUACUCUGAUUUCUAAAAUGACUACCUUAAAAUCGGGUAAUUAUUAAAUGAAGUAGAUGACUUAAAUUGUUGCAAAGUUUGGAAGGAUUUAUUUCAUCUCUUGCAAAAAUGUUUUCGUCAUUUAUAUAUAACAAUAAAAAAUGUAGAAUUCAAGAAAUUGUACAAAAGCAUGAUGGAGGUUUAGGGAUAUCAAAUUUGAAACAGUUUGUAUCAUUAAGAAUUGAAAUAAUGAAAUAACAACAGUGUGAAUUACCGUUCCUUUUUCUUUUUUUCUUUUUUUUUGGUCUUGAGGAUAAAUACAUUUAAAGAAAUGAAAAAUAAACAAUUAUAUAGUACUAGAAGUAUCCUUCAAGUCAAUUCCUUCAAGGACAUGUAGUUUUUUAAAAAUAACAUGGAAGUGGCUUGCUAUUGCCUUCUAAUGGGAUUUUUUUUUCUUCAAUUUCCCAGUAUAGCUUACAGUCCUGUGAGUUUCUCAUCCAAGUACUAACCAUGUCUGACCAUGCUUAGCUUUUUAGUAUCAGCCAAGGACAAUUAAAUGUUGCCACCUAGCUGGGAUUUUAUAGAAUUAAAUAAUUAUUAAUAGAGAUGCCAUUAGUAUUGAAUAUAUUUUGCAAAAAGAAUUAUGACACCUAUCAACUGUGGUUUGAAAUGACUCAACCUCAGUGACUCCUUCAUAAAAUGUAUUGGUCUCAUCUUAAAACUGUUACAACAUCUGAAGAUUGAGGUAUAUCAAUUUAAUAGCAAAGCGAUUUUACCACUGUUAUUUAUUAUUCUUAUAUUGAGUAUGACGUUCUCUUGAAAUUCUGGGAGGAUGAUUUGGGAUGGAAGUUGCUGAAUCCUACUAAAGUAUUUCAUGGCUUUAGAACUUUUAAAUCUAAUCACAAUUAGUCUAUCCUUUUGGUUGAAACUUUUUGAAGAAAUUGGGAAUAACACCCAACAGUCUAUUACAGCAAAUCCUGCUGUUGGUUUAUUGUCCAUGUUUCCUAACACAUAUAAAUGCAACAUAAGAAAUUGAUUUAGCAUUAUUAUCUCAAAACAGUGGAGAACUAAAGGGCAAAUUCAUUGGAUCAAUGGAAUUUAAUACUAUGGAAAAUAGUUCUGGCUGAAAAGUUGUACAAAAACAAAGAGCUUUAAAAAGCAAAACAAUGAAGGAUAAAAUUACUCAAAUCUGGUCACAGUUAUAUUAACAAUACUUUUCCUAAUGAAUUACCUUCAGAUGUACAAAUGUUAUAUUGUUCAGAUGUUCAGUAGAAAUAUUAAAUAAGGAUGUUUAAAAGUUUGCAUUUGCCCUUAAAAUCACAUCUGUGUUUGCAUGUGUGUGUGUCAUAUUUUUUUCUCUAAUCGUGUUUGUUUUUCUUAUUGGUUUGUUUUCCUUUUUAAUUAAACACAUUAAUUAAAUUUAAUUAAAAAGAGGAUACUUCCUUACUUAUUAGUGAAUGUUAUCAGGACAAAUGCCACUGUAGAUUAAAAGCUCUUUGAUCCCACAGAGUAUUAAUCAGUGUAAGAAUAGUUGGAGUUGUCAUCAACUUUUCCUCUCUGCAAGGGGAAAUAGAAUUGCAGGAAACAUACUCUUUACAGGUAUGACUUGCAGAAGGUUCUGCUGAAACAAACAUUCUGAUGAUCAGCAGGACAAUGAUUAGCUACAAUCAAGUGUCAGUCUAUCCUCAUUUUCAUAACAUUUGUGAGAAUCAAAACCUUGUAUUGCAAAUGUUAUUAGUAAGCUUCUUCUAAUAAAUGAACCUGUUGUGAAGAUGUGCAAAUUGGUGUGGCUCUGCCAUAUAAGCUUAAACUGAAAAAAGGACAGUUUUUAAGUAUCUGUGCACAUUAGCCUGUAAGGAUUUCUCUUCUGACUAAGCAAGUAUAGAAUUUUGUUGCACAGACACGCCUCAGUGUGUUAAAUUUUCCUAAUUUUAGAAUGUUGAUUUUCUAUAUCUUUUGUAGAAAAAAUGAAAUAGAUAUAUACUGUACGUGUUCAGUAAACUUGGUAUUAAUACAUGUUUAAUUAUUUUAAUGUCUUGCUGAUUCAAUAAACAGGCAGUGAAAGGGUUUUUGUGGAGUGCAAUCUAAUAAAAAUGUGUUGACUGACUUCAUUUUUUCUUUGCUACAGAUGGUGCAACCUGUGGUUCUAAGAAAAUAGAUUUAUUUUUAUUCAUUGCCUUAAUGUUUUAAAAAUAAGUAUUUCAUCACCAAUAAAUGUUUUUGAUCAUUUGCAAA
Messenger RNA from Python bivittatus (Burmese python), 4058 nucleotides. RefSeq names its product UTP18 small subunit processome component (gene UTP18). NCBI's taxonomy places the organism in Eukaryota, Metazoa, Chordata, Lepidosauria, Squamata, Pythonidae. Gene Ontology annotation, molecular function: protein binding. Gene Ontology annotation, biological process: rRNA processing. The record is from RefSeq and is a predicted model, not a curated record. Gene Ontology annotation, cellular component: small-subunit processome; Pwp2p-containing subcomplex of 90S preribosome.